AUGUCAAUGAACAAUUAUAAUAAUCAAAGUUUUGACUAUGACAGGUCAUUAAACUUGAGUCAAUCAUUUAAUGACUCAAUAUUUAAAGAUAAAAUAAAUCCAAAUAGCAGUUUAUUCAAAUCAUUAAGUAAAAGUAAUAAUCAAAGUAAUAGUUUAAUCAGCAGCAAUAUUAGCGAAUUUAUAAACUUUUAUAAAAAGAAUAGUGAUUUGUUGGUAAUAGAAAGGGAAAUUAGCAAUUUUUUAGAUGGCCAAAGUAGAGAUACUCAAGAAAAUAGCACAAGAGAGGGUUUAAUGGACUCAAUGAAUAUAUCUAUUGGAUUUUUGAGCGAUGCUUUCAGUUCAAUUAAGGUGCAAAGAGAAUAUAUCCAAAAAUUGGAAGAGAAGAUAAAACUAGAUACCAAAUUAACAAGUGACUCUAAUCAACAAUCUAAAGAUUUGAUUAAAGCCGAGGAAGAGUUACAAGAAUUAAAAAUUAAAUACAAUAAACUCGAAGCAGAUCGUCAAAUACUAUUAGAUAAAUUAGAUGAAGAUAAAGUAAUUUUAGAAAACAAUGAAAAAGAAAACCAAAGAAAAAUUGCAAAUAAAAAUAUCGAAAUUGAAGAAUUAAUUAAAAAAAUCAAAUUUUUAUCAAAUAGUGAAAUCGAAUUAGGAAAGAAAUUAAAUGAAUCAGAAAAAAAGUUUUCAGACUUGGAAAGAAAUACACAAUUAAAAAUUAGAGCCAUCGAGAAAGAGAAAAUGCAAUUUAGAACUGAAGUAAAUGAAUUAAAACAUAAAUCACCAACCCACCCAAACAAUGAAAACAAAGCCAAAGAUUCAGAAAUUAAACACUUGAAAACUAUUAAUAGACAAUUGGAUGAGCAAAUUCAGCAACAAAAGAAAACAUUGGAGUCAACUUUAAAAAUAUUGACCGAAAAAGAGAGUCAAUUAGAUCAACUUACAAUCAAUUCUAUUAGCAAUAGAUCACCAAUUUCAAAAUCAAAUUCUACCACUGGAACCACCAUGACACCAAAUGAAAUUUAUGAACAAAAACUUAAAGAUUGUGAAAUUAUUAUUCAAUCAUUGAAAAGUGAAAUUCAGUAUUAUAAACAACAAAAUCAAGAUAGUGUUGGUGAAAUUGAAAGAUUAAAAACACUUUCAGAUAAUUUAGGUAAUUUAGAGUUAAUAAAGCAACAAAAUGAUUCCUAUAAAGAUAAACUUUCAAGACUCGAACCAAUUAUUGAAAAAUAUAACUCUUUACAAAUUGAGUAUUCAAAUUUAUUACAAGAUAUAUCAAAUAAUGAGAAUAAUUCAGAAAAUAAUAAUCAAAUCGAACAAUUAAAACAAAAGAUUAUAAAAUUAGAAAAUGAUAAUCAAUUAUUAAUAUCAAAAAUUGGGGAUUUAACAGCAAAUUGGAAAUUAGUAGAGAAUAGAAAUAAAGAUAUUAAUGAAAAUAUUGAAAGUGAAAAAGAAAGUAUUGAAAAUAAAGAAAAAAGAAUUAGUGAACUAACAGAAAAAAUUAAAAGAGUAGAAAAAUUAAACUAUUUAUUAAAGAGAGAAAGGGACAACUUUAAAAACAUAUUGGAUGCAUAUGAUGAAGAAGAUCCAAAUUCAAUGAAUGUGGACAGUACACGUGACAGUUUAAAGAAUGAUAGAAUUAAAGAAUUAGAAAGAGCAUUAAAAGAAAAAACAUUAUGGAUUGAAGAGUUUGAAUCCCAAUUUGAUUUGGGAAAUGGAAUUGGCAAGGGUACAUCUACUGAAAAAGCAAAUAAUGAAAAGAUUAGUCAACAACAAUAUAAAGAUGAAAUUAGCAAAUUAAAUAAAGAAAUCGAAGGCCUAUUAGAAGAGAAUGCAAUGUUAGAGUCAAGACUAGGCAAAGGUGAAUACGAUCCAACCAAAACUAAGGUACUACACUUUGUAAACAACCCAACCACUGCUAUUUUAAAUCCAAAGAUCGAUGUAAGCAACGGUAUGGAAGGUGAUAAAAAAAUCUUAGAAGAGAACCACAGAUUACAAAUUCAAAUCAAUGACAGCGAAAAGAAAUUGGACCGUUUGAAAUUAAUAUUUAGACAAAAAAUCAAUGAAUUCAGAGAAGGUGUUUAUGCAUUAUUAGGCUACAAGAUCGAAGUCGAUACAAAUGGUCUUUAUAAACUUCAGUCAAUGUAUGCAGAAAGUGAAAAUGACUUUUUAAUUUUUAAAAAUAAUACUUCUGGUUCAAAUAAAACAAUUCAAAUGGAGCUUUUAGAAACAGAUUUCACAAGAAAUUUGGAUAAAGAAAUUAAAGCCUAUUUAUUUACUUGUAAAUCUAUACCUUCGUUCCUAUCCCAAGUUACAAUAGAUCUAUUCUCAAGACAAACCUUCCAUCCAUAA
Molecule: messenger RNA, 2346 nt
Organism: Dictyostelium purpureum
Lineage: Eukaryota; Evosea; Eumycetozoa; Dictyosteliales; Dictyosteliaceae
Exons: 3
Coding region: 1-2346 (781 amino acids)
Biological process (GO): mitotic spindle assembly checkpoint signaling; attachment of mitotic spindle microtubules to kinetochore
Cellular component (GO): mitotic spindle; kinetochore; nuclear envelope
Source: RefSeq, a predicted model, not a curated record